Dioscorea cayenensis subsp. rotundata (Guinea yam) is the source of this 3085-nucleotide messenger RNA. RefSeq names its product LEAF RUST 10 DISEASE-RESISTANCE LOCUS RECEPTOR-LIKE PROTEIN KINASE-like 2.5. Gene Ontology annotation, biological process: protein phosphorylation. NCBI's taxonomy places the organism in Eukaryota, Viridiplantae, Streptophyta, Magnoliopsida, Dioscoreales, Dioscoreaceae. Gene Ontology annotation, molecular function: polysaccharide binding; protein kinase activity; ATP binding. The record is from RefSeq and is a predicted model, not a curated record.
UUCAAAUUAACAUGGUAAUCCUUAAUAUUCCUUCUCAUGCAGUAGUUCAUUGAGCUCUGCUCUUUACCAUAUUCUUCCUGAUAUUGUUCUUCUUCUUCUUCUUCUCAUGUGGGAAUCUCACAAACAUUAGAUUUUGUUUUCGUCUCAAAGAUGAUCCUCUCAACGGUGGAGAUCCAAACUAUGAGCUCACAUGCGAUCAUCUCAACCGCACCAUCCUCACUCUACUCUCUUAUAGCUACUACGUCUCCAAUAUCGCAUACUAAUGAAGUGGAAAUCUCUGUUUAUUGGCUUUUCAAUUGGAAAUGUGGUGAGAAAAUCGCAUCAAUUAAUAACUUGGCUAGCCUGUUUGGUGAUUUUGGUCAUCAUAAAUUUUAGUUGAAAAGGAAACUGAUAGAAAAUUGUUAAUGAAAUAAUUUAUAUAGUCAAUGAUCUCUUGGUAUAUAUAUAUAUAUAUGUGUGUGUGUGUUUUGCUGAAAAAAUGGGUUCAAAGGUUAGCUUAUUCAAAGUAAAAGCACUGGUGUGCUGAGAUAAUAAAUUCACUCUCAUGUACAUGUAUUAGAGUUUCAUUUUAAAAUAUUUUUAAAAAAAAUUUAUUUGCCAAUCAGGUUUGACUGAGGGCCCUCUACAAUUUCAAAUAUUUUUUUAAAAAUUUUAUUUGCCAACCAGCAGGUUUGACGGAAGGCCCUCUAUAGAUGAAUGAGUCAAUAACGCAAAGCUAUAACGUUAUAACAUGAUCAGCCUUGUAUAUAUAUAUAUAUAUAUAUAUGCGUUUCAUAGAGACGAUUAAAUACUUGUGCGAUCGAGUUGUAACAAAUAUUGAAAGAGAAAGACAUGGCUUGUUCUUCUGCUGCUGCAGCAGCUUUGCUCUCUGCCAUCCUCCUCCUGCUCUUGUUCUUCUUCUCUAGCACCACUCUUGUCUCGGCAGGAGAUCAUUGUCCCCCUUCAUCAUGUGGGAACCUCACAAACAUUAGAAAUCCUUUCCGUCUAAAAGGCGACCGUUCUGAAUGUGGUGAUCCAAACUAUGAGCUCACAUGUGAUCAUCUCAACCGCACCAUCCUCACUCUACUCUCCAACAACUAUUACGUCACCAAUAUCACAUACUACGACGAUUUAAUUGAGGAUUAUGUUGACUUCAAUAUACAAGUGAUGUAUGUUGGGAUGGAGAAGUCUAACAAUGGCAGCUGCAACCAUCUUCCCCUUCCGGCCGCUCCUCUCACAUUCUCUAGCCUGAAUACUAACAAGUACUACUACAUGGCAUACCAAUGGGCUACUUUGGUGAAUUGCUCAAAAGAAGUGAAGAACAAGUCCAUGCAUCACUACUACUAUGACUACGCCUAUGAUGACUACUACUACAAGCCUGUGCCUUGCUUGAGCCACAACAACUCCUUCAUCUAUCUCAUCGGUGGUUAUGACGAAACAUAUGCAGUUAGCAACCUUAUGCCUUCCUGCCAAUAUCUUGCCAUGUUUCCUGACAAUUAUAAUUAUCAUAUUCAUUUGAACUGGUCAGAUCCACAACCAGUGGACAUAUUCGAGUUUUUAGGCCAGGGGUUCACCCUCUUUCCCACGAUUAGAAGCUCAAAAUCCAUCCGACAUUGCUUAAGAACGUCCUUAAGGGAAAAUCAUCAGUAUAUCACUGAUGAUAACACUCAUGAGAACACUGCAAUUAUACACAAGAUUCACGCAAUUGUAUUUGGAAUAGAGUCACGUUUUCUCGGUUGCAUAGAAGUCUAUGACCAUAAUCGAAAGCAUUACUAUUUUGUGAUGUCAAUUAUAUAUGUCGUUGUGAUAUUGUUGCAAAUUGCUAAAGCGCUGCUAGUGUUUGCAGUGCUGGGAAGAUGUGUGUUUGCUCCACUAACUGUAUAUGCUUUUCUUUCUUACCAAUUGUACCAAAUAAUGUCAUCUGUUGAUAAUGUGGAAAAAUUCUUGAGGAACCAACAAGCUCUUGUACCAACUCGAUAUUCAUACGACAUCAUUACCAUGACCAACAACUUCAAGGAGAAGCUAGGCCAAGGUGGAUUUGGUUCUGUUUUUAAAGGCCGGCUUCCUUGGGACAGGCUUGUUGCUAUCAAGAUGUUGACAAAUUCUAAGUACAAUACUGGUGAAGAUUUCAUGAAUGAAGUUUCGACCAUUGGUAGGAUUCACCAUAUAAGCGUGAGUGAAACUAAUUGGCUUUUUGUUCGGAUCGAUGCGCAAAGAGCUCUAGUGUAUGAGUACAUGCCUAAUGGCUCCCUUGAUAAAUUUAUCUUCUCAACCAAGAAUGGCCCAAAUCACAAAUUCUCUCUAGACAAACUAAUUGACAUCGCAUUGGGAGUUGCUCGAGGACUUGAUUAUCUCCACAAAGGAUGCGAUAUGCAAAUUCUUCAUUUUGACAUCAAACCACAUAACAUUCUCUUAGAUCAGAACUUCAAUCCAAAGCUUUCUGAUUUCGGCCUUGCAAAACUAUAUCCAAAGAACAAUAGCUUGGUAUCACUCAGUAUUGCAAGAGGAACUAUAGGAUAUAUUGCUCCAGAGCUCAUAUCGCGAAGUUUUGGUGUUGUCUCUCACAAGUGUGAUGUUUAUAGUUUUGGUAUGCUACUCUUAGAAAUGGCUGGUGGGAGAAGGAAUUCAGAUCUAAGAGCAGAAAAUACAAGCCAAGUUUAUUAUCCUUCUUGGAUUUAUGAUAAACUUGUUGAUAAUACAAUUGAGGAUAAUGUGGUAGAAAUGGAUACAAGCAUUGCGAUUGAUGAAAGAGAGAAGAAAUUAUGCAUGGUAGGCUUGUGGUGCAUACAGAUAAGGUCAUCAGAUCGGCCUUCCAUGUGCAAAGUGAUAGAAAUGUUAGAAGGUGAUGUUAGUAGCUUGCAGAUGCCACCCAAGCCAUUCUUUUCAGAACCGACUCAAAUACCUUCAAAGGUGUCAUACUUAAACACCGAUGAUGGCGAACUGACUACCAUUUCUGAAGAUAUUGAUAACUUAAAUUAACGAGAUUUUUUUUUAGUAUUGUAUGGUUAUUAGUGCUUUGUGAUCUUAUAAAAACAUGUAAUUAGAAACAAUAACAUAUGUAUUGACUAGUUUAUAAACUAAUAUUAUAAAAGUAUUAAUUUAAUUA